AUGUCCGAACUGAAGCAAAAAGGAGAGCUGCUGCCUGAAGAUGUUGGUUCAGAUGACUGCCUAUCUUCCUACACGUACACCUACAGUCCAGAUUUACUGAAGUAGGCAUGAAAGUUUCUGACUCUCCCAUGUCCUGUUGUGAUUGUAUUGCUUAACUGUUGCCAUGCUAGUUGGCAAAGUCGCUACCAUGAGGUAAACUUUGACGGUUUGCAUCUUAUUUUCAGAGAUCAGGUUGCUUUUGUCACAGGCGGUGGAUCUGGGAUUGGACUCAGGAUAACUGAAAUCCUUAUGAGGUGAGAGUAUGACCUGCUGUCAUAGUUAUUCCAGUCUUACAUUCACAGACAUCAUUAUUAAAUACAUUUUUAAAUGAUAUAUCUGUAAAAUACAGAACUCAGUGCUAUGUUAUCACAAUGUUAGUGCUAUAUUUGCAAGAGAGAUAGUAUGGAGGUGAACUUUAAACUCUCUUGUGUUAUCUCACAGUCACUUUCAUCACAUUGCUUGGGUGACAAAGUUGAAAAAGUUCAAUAAUUUACUAAUUUGGCAUUUUUUUAAAUCCAAUUUUGCAGUCAAUUCCCCAUAGUUAUCUUAAAAUGUGAAACCCCUUGUUCACUUUCUCUUAUUUCUGCUCCUCUGCUCUGUGAUUUUCAUCACAAAUGACUCUCUCUGUAUCCCUAUCAUUCUUAUUUAAACAAGAGUUGUAUUUACUAACAUUUUUCUUACUCCUUUCUUUCAGACAUGGCUGUGACACAGUGAUUGCAAGCAGGAAUUUAGACAAGCUGAAAGAGGUUGUUUUUCUCAUAAUCUGUCAUAUUUACAGUCAGCCCUUACAUAACAAACACAAUAUUUCUGCAUUAUUUACAAUGUUUUUUGUCCUUCCUAGGCAGCGAAUAAGCUAUCUGUUGCAACAGGACGCCGUUGCCUUCCUUUGUGUAUAGAUGUGAGACAGCCUGAGAGCAUUACAGCAGCUGUAGAGGAGACGCUGAAAGAGCUGGGCCGCAUAGACAUACUUAUCAACAGUAUGUGUCCAAUUAAAAACAAGCCUAUUUAACAUGUGUUUGUGCUCAUCUUUGCUAAGUUUUUGAGUGGAGCUAAGAUGAGCACAGUCUUUCACUUUUAAACUGUUUUAUUACACGAGACAUCCAACUAACAUUGUCAUGUAUGCAUGUAUGCAUGUAUGUACCUUUGGCAGGUGAAUACGCACAAAUGCACUUAAAAACAAAGGUCAUGUGUGAUUGGUUUUGGUUUAAUUUUUAACUACAGCAUUGUUUUUUAUCUUUUAUCUUUGCACCCAAGUCUGUUUUCGAGACUGUUGCAUAAUUACAACAUCAUUACUGUAGUUAUCAGAUUUCAUGCAGAUUAUGAAUUCAUUUGUAGGCUUUGUGAUGCUUUUUCAGACUCUUUAAGUCUUCAUCAUAGAUCCAACAUUUUGCCUUUGAUUAAGUCUGAGUGGUUUUUUAACAGAUGCUGCUGGAAACUUUCUCUGCCCGGCAACCUCACUCUCCUUCAACGCCUUCAAGACAGUAAUGGAGAUAGACACCAUGGGUACAUUCAACACUAGCAAAGUGGUUUAUGAGAAGUGGUUCCAGGUACAUUUUGUCGUUUAUCCUUUUAUUACAUAAGAAUGAUGCUUUUAACAACGUGUCACAAAACUAAUACUGAUGAUGAAAUGUUGAAUAUCCAUCAGUGUGUCUAAUUAACAUUCAUUAUUUGCAGUUUGCUCUUAUUACCACUGGAGGACAGUAAACAUUACAGAAUUACCUAAUGUUUUGUUUGAAAAAGCUAUGUCUUCUUGUGCCUUAUUUUCUGAUUGCUUUGAUUUUGAGUCUCUGUCAUUUUUCUUGUGCAGAAUCACGGCGGUAACAUAGUCAACAUAUCUGCAACACUUGGUUACAAGGGGCAGGCUCUCCAGGUGCAUGCUGGCUCCGCCAAGGCUGCAAACGGUAAGAGUUUGUUGUUUUGUUUUUUCUAAAUGUAGUCCCAAUAAUAAAAAAAGUAUGUUCCUAUUCAUUUUUGUCUAUUUCCAUUCUUAGAUGCAAUGACAAAACACCUUGCUGUGGAGUGGGGGCCCAGUAGAGUGAGAGUCAACACUGUGGCUCCAGGUCCUAUCUCUGGCACUGAGGGUUUCCGUAGGCUGGGUAAGUUUGAACACUAAUUUGACAAAUUAUCGUAUUUCUAAGGAAUAUGUUUUAGCUUGAUAAUGCACAGCGGGGCCAAUGUCAGCAUAUGUAAGCAUGAAGUAAUGGGGAAAAAAUGUGUGUGCAGCACAGUGUUGAAUUAGCAUGAGAAACAGUAGGGUAAAAGUUAUAAGAAGGCUGGGGAAACACUUCCCUUUAACAUUAGUACAUGUAGAAGUGUUUUUCUUUCGAAGCUCACUCAGCAUUAUUUUAAUAUCCAAUCUUGACCCUGGUGCUCUCAUUUGCUUUUGUAGGUCACAAAGAGGACUGAGUUAAAAUUUCACCUUGUUUCAUGAUCAGUUAAAAAGUCCUCAGAGGAGCUUUAAGUAAAAGUGGAAGACCAGAUUUGUAAUAUCUUAAAGGUAUUAACAAAAUACAAAACUAUCUCUAGAGAAAUGUUGUUGUUUUCCUUUUCUAAGGUGGUCCCAGAGGGGAAGCUGCUGGUGCUUUCCAGUCCAUUCCUUUGCAGCGAGCAGGCAAUAAGACAGAGAUGGCCCACUGCGUCCUUUUCUUGGUCAGCAGAGCCUCCUCCUACGUGACUGGAGCCAUCCUGGUAGCUGAUGGCGGGUCAUGGCUGACCUCAGCCAAUGACGUCUCCAUGCUGUUGGGUAUUGCCUCCUCUAAAUCUAAACUCUGAACAGGGGCUCUCCUGUCCUCCUCCUGACCAAGGUGUGUAGGAGGAGGUCCAGUUUGAGGUCCAUUGUUGCAUUAUCUCUUCUCUAAGCUGUACAGUUAAAGUUAAUCUGACUGUUUGAAUGUCAGGGGAACAAAAUAAACCAUAGUAAUUCAUGUGUUUCUUUUAUUUUCUUUCAGGUUAUUGGUCAGCUGAAAAGAAAAGAGACAAGUAA
Xyrichtys novacula (pearly razorfish) is the source of this 3022-nucleotide messenger RNA. The record is from the annotation of a GenBank genome assembly. Lineage: Eukaryota; Metazoa; Chordata; Actinopteri; Labriformes; Labridae.